CUUCCAUUUUUCGUAUGGCUGCUUCUUCUUUUCUUACAAUGGACAAUAGCAGAACCAGACAAAACAUGAAUGGUUCUGCUAAUAAUUGGUCACAACAAUCCGGAAGAACAUCAACUUCAUCUUUGGAUGAUCUUGAGAUCCCAAAGUUUAGAUCUUUUGCUCCUUCUUCCAUCUCUAUCUCUCCUUCUCUUGUCUCUCCUUCCACUUGUUUCAGUCCCUCUCUUUUCCUCGAUUCCCCUGCUUUUGUCUCCUCCUCUGCUAACGUUCUUGCUUCUCCAACGACAGGAGCUUUAAUCACAAACGGAAGUAACCAGAAAGUUAUAAAUGAAGCAGAGAAGAGCAACAACAUUAACUUCUUCGAUUUCUCAUUCCCCACACAAUCAUCAGGAGUUUCUGCUCCGACCACAACUACAACUACAACAACAACAACAAACAGUUCUAUCUUUCAACCUCAGGAACCACAGAGGAAGAAUCAGCCAGAACAAUGGAACCAAACUGAGACUCGUCUAAACAAUCAAGCUGUAUCUUACAAUGGAAGAGAGCAAAGGAAAGGAGAGGAUGGUUACAAUUGGAGAAAGUACGGACAGAAACAGGUGAAAGGAAGUGAGAAUCCUCGCAGUUACUAUAAGUGUACUUUCCCAAAUUGUCCAACGAAGAAGAAAGUGGAGAGAUCUUUGGAAGGUCAGAUCACAGAGAUUGUGUAUAAAGGAAGUCAUAACCAUCCUAAACCUCAAUCCACUAGAAGAUCUUCUUCGUCUUCUUCGACGUUUCAUUCAGCUGUGUACAAUGCCAGUUUGGAUCCUAAUCGUCAAGCUUCUUCUGAUCAACCUAAUUCCAAUAAUAGCUUUCAUCACUCUGAUUCCUUUGGGAUACAACAAGAGGAUAAUACUACUUCUGAUUCUGUUGGAGACGAUGAGUUUGAACAAGGCUCAUCGAUUGUCAGUAGAGAAGAAGAAGAUUGUGGGAGUGAACCUGAAGCAAAGAGAUGGAAAGGAGAUAAUGAAACAAAUGGUGGGAAUGGUGGCGUAAGCAAGACAGUGAGAGAGCCAAGAAUUGUCGUGCAGACAACGAGUGAUAUCGACAUUCUUGACGACGGUUACAGAUGGAGAAAAUAUGGCCAGAAAGUCGUUAAGGGAAACCCAAAUCCAAGAAGCUACUACAAGUGCACAACCAUCGGUUGUCCAGUGAGGAAACAUGUUGAGAGAGCAUCACACGACAUGAGAGCAGUAAUCACAACCUACGAAGGGAAACACAACCACGAUGUUCCUGCAGCUCGUGGUAGUGGUUACGCCACAAACAGAGCGCCACAGGAUUCUUCUUCAGUCCCAAUUAGACCAGCUGCUAUUUCUGGUCACUCCAACUACACUACUUCUUCUCAAGCACCAUAUACGCUUCAGAUGCUGCACAACAACAACACUAAUUCCGGGGCUUUUGGUUACGCUAUGAACAACAAUAACAACAACAGCAACCUUCAAACUCAACAAAACUUUGUUGGUGGUGGGUUCUCUAGAGCAAAGGAAGAACCAAACGAGGAGACCUCGUUUUUCGAUUCGUUUUUGCCCUGAAGAAAAAAAGGAAUCUGUUGUUCCUUUUGUACAUUUCUGCCACCAAAGGAUUUUACUACUUACUAGUGAUCCUGCAGGAUAGUAGUAAGACUAUAGUCUAUAGUCCAUAGAGAAUUUUUUCAUUUGUUUUUUUCACACGCCUGUAAUAUGUUUAAUGUUUGUACCAUAGAACUAGAAAAAAAAAAAAAACUGAAUAAAACCAAUCAAUUUUC
Arabidopsis arenosa is the source of this 1777-nucleotide messenger RNA. The record is from the annotation of a GenBank genome assembly. Lineage: Eukaryota; Viridiplantae; Streptophyta; Magnoliopsida; Brassicales; Brassicaceae.